Scaptodrosophila lebanonensis is the source of this 1205-nucleotide messenger RNA. Its product is annotated as malate dehydrogenase, mitochondrial-like. The coding region runs from base 63 to 1127 and encodes 354 amino acids. Lineage: Eukaryota; Metazoa; Arthropoda; Insecta; Diptera; Drosophilidae. Gene Ontology annotation, molecular function: L-malate dehydrogenase (NAD+) activity. Gene Ontology annotation, biological process: tricarboxylic acid cycle; malate metabolic process. The record is from RefSeq and is a predicted model, not a curated record. Gene Ontology annotation, cellular component: cytoplasm; mitochondrion. The transcript is spliced from 2 exons.
GUAUCAUUUGGUCAUCAAGUAUCUAUAUAUUUGAAAUUCAGAUUCCGAGAUCAGACUUGAAGAUGCUGAGCUUUGCCUUUAAUUGGACGAAGCUGCUCCAAAGGCGGCAACCGAACUUGGCUCUCUUGGGGUUCCAAAAUAGCGUACGUAACUACAAGGUGACUGUAGUGGGGGCUAGUGGCGGCAUAGGACAGCCAUUGUCCUUGCUCAUCAAGCAGAAUCCGCUCGUGCGGGAAUUGGCGCUACACGAUUUGGCAAAUGUCGCGGGCGUUGGCGCCGAUUUGUCUCACGUAUCCACGAAAGCUACAGUUGAAUCGUAUGCUGGAGAUACGGAGCUGAUGGAUGCGCUCCGUAAUGCCGAGGUGGUUGUUGUGUCCGCCGGAUUGCCUCGCAAGCCGGGCAUGACACGGGAUCAGUUGCUUGGGGCCAAUGGAAGCAUUGCGAUAAAGGUUGCCACGGCUGUUAGUGCUGCUUGUCCGGAUGCACUGCUCGCCUUUAUAACUAAUCCCCUGAAUUCCAUUGUGCCCAUUGCAUCUGAGGUCCUGAAGGCGAAGAAGGCGUUCGAUCCAAACCGACUGUUUGGCAUUACAACACUCGACUUGGUGCGGGCCAAGACCUUUAUAGCGGACUUCAUGAACAUCAAUCCGCAGGAUGUGAACAUUCCGGUGAUCGGAGGACAUGCGGGGACUACCAUUCUACCGAUCUUUUCCCAAUGCAAACCUGACUUCCAAGGCCGCGACGAGGACGUGAAAUCUUUGACUCAUCGCAUACAGGAAGCUGGCACAGAGGUGGUGAAAGCUAAGGCUGGCAAAGGAUCUGCUACCUUAUCGAUGGCCUUUUCUGCAGCGUACUUUGUUAAUUCCCUCCUCCGAGGUCUGAAUGGUGAUGAGAAUAUCAUCGAGUAUGCCUAUGUGGCAUCUAAUGUUACAGAUGUGCCUUUCUUCUCGACCGCACUGCUGCUCGGCCCCUCGGGAAUUACAAAAAAUCUCGGCCUGCCCUGCCUGAGAGAGGACGAAGAGGAAGCUCUAGAGAAGAUGAAGCCAGUGUUAAUGCAGAGUAUUGAAGCAGGCAUUGACUUUGCAACCAGCAUCCUGUGUGAAGAAAUGAAAAAAGCAGUUGCCAAAUAAAUGUGGACUAUUAAAAUAAUUGAAUAUUUUAAAAUCUUUAUAAAAAUGUGUUCAUUUAUAAAUACAUAUAUAAUCGUA